Messenger RNA from Paraphaeosphaeria sporulosa, 1304 nucleotides. RefSeq lists its product as uncharacterized. The transcript is spliced from 4 exons. The record is from RefSeq and is a predicted model, not a curated record. NCBI's taxonomy places the organism in Eukaryota, Fungi, Ascomycota, Dothideomycetes, Pleosporales, Didymosphaeriaceae. The coding region runs from base 192 to 1004 and encodes 270 amino acids.
GCCUGUAGAAUCUGCAGGACGAGGAGCAGGACGAGGAGGAUGAUGGAGAUGAUGUCGACGGGGACCAGGAUAUCGCCUCCGAUGACGAUGAACUCAUAUCUGACGACGUUACGGAGGGAGCUGUCACCUUUCCAAACAACGCAACAGGCGGUGCUUCAGCUACAACAUCCACUGAUCCCUAUCAGCCGGCCAUGGUGAACAACCAGACCUCCGUCGCUGCUCCAACUGUCGCCAUGCCCGACGCUCAGGAAGAGAGCGAGAACGCCGCGGCAGAUCCAGAGGCCGAGCAGGUUAUCCACGAUGCAGAGAUGGCCGACGCCGGUGGAGACGAUGCUACUGCUGACGACGACGUCGCUGCUGGGGUUGAAACCAGUGAUGUGACCGCUUCCUCCGAGCCCCGAGUUAUCGUGGUCAAGCCGAAUCAGAAGUGGCGCCACGUCUCCAAGUUCAUGCACCUCACGCAGUGUCCUCCCCAGGGCAACCUCUUCCUGCUCUCUAAGCAGCUCAACAUCGAGGCCAAGACGUGGUUCUACGACGUGGCCACUCUCACCAUCAACGCCACCACUUCUUUCUCUCAUUUCACUUUCUUCGAGCUUGCUCUGACUAAGCUCGCCGAAGCCCCGUUCUCGCCCAUGGAGCAUAUCAAAAACGCCGAGAUCAUUUUUGUCUGGGAUUCGACAUGGAUUCGCGCCGAAGAGACCGGCUUCGCCGGAGCUGUCUUUCCAGUCCUCCUCAAGAGCCGUGUCGACUUCAUCCUCGAAAUUUUGCUGCGCGCGCCUGAGCUGGAGAAGCUCAAGAUCAUCUGGCACGACUCUGCGCAAGACGAUGGCGCUAUGCAACUGCGUGCUGAUACGCUGGAGCCGUUUAUCAUGAACCUCAAGGCGGUCGUUGAGACGGAGGACCACUACAUUGCGCCGGAUGCGAAGCCGCGUGCUAGCAGCCGUGCGGGCAAGCAGCGGCUCGAGUUCAAGACAUUGUUCGACAAUGGCUGUGAAACGUUCUAGCAUCGCGCGAAGCAGUGCAGAAUCAGUUGCAGUCUGUGGAUCGUGAAAACCUUCACCGUCGAUGGGAGGUCUUCAGUCGGCUUUAUGAGCGGUUCUGUCUUCGGCUUCGGCCGCGUUAUUUGGCAUGGUGACGGGGUUCUGGAGAUGGUUUACACCGUGGUUUGGCGUGCAUGGAAUACACAGAUUACAUGCACUGGAAUACGAGAGCGCGGGACAUGAUACCCCGAGCAGCGAGAUCGCUAGCUGGCAAGCAAGCUGGCAUGCUUGAAUUACAUACAUGGCAAUCCUGACUGUUCACUA